AUGAGGUCAACUUGGGCGACCCCUUUGGCUGCUCUGUUGCUCACCUCAAUCCCCUUGGCUGUCGCAGAUGUAUUUUGUGACAAGUCUACCGCCUGCGAAGUCGGCUGCUGUGGCUCCAACAAUGUCUGUGGCACAGGACCAGACUAUUGUAGCAAGGCGAAGUGCAUCAACAGCUGUGAAUACAAAGCUGAAUGCAACCCAGGCAACUGGCCUUCGCAGUACUUCAAUGCUACCAAGUGUCCUCUCAAUGUUUGCUGUAGCAAGUUCGGCUUCUGCGGUACUACCGAGGAGUUCUGCGGCAAAGAAACCGUCAAGAGACCAUCUUGCAGCAUCGGGACGCAGACAGUUGAUCGCGUGAUCGGCUACUACGGAUCAGGCGGCGCGACACGCUCAUGCAAUCGCAUGGCUCCAGCUUCGUUCCCUCAAGGCGUUUACACCCAUAUCUACUUUGCAUUCGGCAGUAUCGAUCCCGAUUCGUUCAAGGUCAUUCCAGGUACUGCCGAUGAUGAGCGCCUGUACCCAGAUCUGGCAGCACUCAAGACCAGGGACAUUGGACAGGAGCUUUGGUUGUCCAUCGGAGGAUGGACAUUCUCUGACAAUGGUUCGCCAACAGCUACAACCUUCUCAGACUUGGUCAAUGCCGACGAGACACGACAGAGAGCCUUUUUUGCCUCCUUGGUGCUCUUCAUGCAAACAUGGGGUUUCAGCGGUGUCGACAUUGACUGGGAAUACCCCGUUGACCACGACCGCAAUGGUCGCGAGUCUGAUUUCAAGGCUUAUCCAAGGUUCAUGAAAAGACUCAAGUCUGCCCUCCACGACUACAAGUUUGGCCUCUCGGUUACUCUCCCGACCAGCUAUUGGUAUCUCCAGCACUUUGAUCUCGAGAACAUCGAGCCAUCGGUUGACUGGUUCAAUGUUAUGAGUUAUGAUCUCCACGGCGCGUGGGAUAUUGGCAACAAAUGGACCGGUGCGUUCGUAGGAGCCCAUACAAACUUGACCGAGAUCAAGAGCUCUUUGGAUCUUUUGUGGCGCAACAAGGUAUCUCCUUCGAAAGUUGUGCUCGGCUUGGCUUUCUACGGACGAAGUGUUACGCUCGCAGACCCCUCCUGUUCUGAGCCUGGUUGUGCGUACCUGUCUGCUGGAGAUGCUGGUACAUGCAGCGGCGAAGCUGGCAUCCUAUUCAAUAGUGAGAUCACUGAUCUCAUUCGCGACAAGAAACUCAGGCCAAAGCUAUACAAGGACGCCGCUAUCAAGACAAUCCAGUGGAACAACGAUCAAUGGGUGUCUUACGAUGACAAGGAUACUUGGAAGCUCAAAGCCAACUUUCUCAAGUCGCAAUGCCUUAGUGGUGUUCUUGUUUGGGCUGUCGACUAUGAUGAUGCCAAACAUUCAUACUCGAAGGGGCUGGCCGCAGCUCUUGGCAUCAAGAGCAACGUAGACACUUCCACUGGUUUGACUAUUGUUAAGCCGGAGAAGUCAGUGAAGGAUGAGUCCAACGACUUCUGUUACUUCACCAACUGUGGCCAGACCUGUCCUCGCGGUUACACCGAAAUCAUUCGUGAUGACGACAAGUCACAGAUCAUGCUGGACGCGACACAAUGCCCUUCGGGCUCGGGAGAGGUACAGACAUUGUGCUGUCCCAAGUCCUCUAAAGUCCCUGUAUGCCGGUGGAGAGGUCACAGGAACAGUGGUCACUGUGUAGUUGGCUGCAAUGCCGGCGAGGUUGAGGUUGGCACUCUUCACGCUGGUUGCAAGAAGGGUUGGCAGUCCGCUUGCUGCGACUUCACUGAGACCACUGAGCCUUGGUCAAAGUGUAAGUGGACAGAUGACUGCUUCGAGGACAAUACCUGUCCUACAGGCUAUUCGUCUCUCGUGGCAGAAUCUCGGAACGGCUGGGGUGGCCAGAAAUCUUGCAAGGCCGGCAAGUACAACUACUGCUGCACAGAGACCCCCAAAGCCUUCAAAGAAUGCGAAUGGUUUGGCCAUCAAGUCUCAUCCUUUGCCAAUACGCAGUUGUGUACGGAUGCUUGCCCGUCUGGAUCGACCCGCAUUGCUGAACAGUCACUCACUGAACUCUUUGGAAGUAGGAUUACUGGCAACACCAAAGGCUGUAUCUAUGGUAAUGAAGCAUAUUGCUGCUCUGGUGACAAAAGCUCCGACAAGAGCGAGCGGGAUACGCCCAUUAUUGUCUACGAAGACGAGAUGGCAGAAAGCUUUGACGAACUUUUGCAGAAGUUUCUCAAAGAUCCUAUAUGCCCUGGCACUUGGACUGCACAAUUUAGCAGCAGUGAUGAGCUAUACGCGCGAGAGUUGCUUAAAGGACGUGCAACUGACAUGACGACGACUCUGACCUUGCUUUUCCCUAUCAUGAAAGUCUGGAUUCAGUCUGAGCGCCGACGAACCGAUUUGACAGACAUCUAUAAUCUGCGGAUGGACGACUUCGGCUAUGCUGACACCGCUGCCAAUGUGAGUACAUUUGAUGAGAUGCUAUACCAAGGCGAUUGGACUGGGCUACCGACAUAUGACCCUGAUGUUGCCAUCUCGGGAAUGCUUUGCAACAUCGCCGCUUCUAGGCUUGCUAUGGACAGCAUGGCGGCUGCUACGGAAUCUUUGUGUUCAUUCACGCCUGACCCUGAUGUUGCAACAACGAAGCGAGGUCUUCUCGAAGCUCGAAGAUUAACCGAGAUCACUAUGGACGAUCGGUCGCGGAACCAAAUCGAGCCGAGUAUCGCACUGGCACUAGAGGGAAUUCUCAAUGGCGACCUCAGCUUACAUUAUAUGCGCUGGUUGCCGCGCCGAGGAAAUGAGAUGAUGCUUGAGGCAGCCUUCUGGAUUGGCCCAGUGCCUGGUCAGAACCCAGGAGCGGCACACCGCGCCCGUUACUCUGAUAGAACGCAUACAACGUAUCAUGAUCGAUGGAUAGUCAUUCAUUUCCAUAUUCCCCUGGAUCGCCAAACGUUUACUGGUAGUGGUGAUACCUGGUUUCUUGGUGUCCAUAGCAUGGGCAUGUAUCACAGCCAGACCCUUCGCCAGCCCGGAGCUGUAACUCCGAAUUGGUAUAACGUUGAAUACCGCGCUGAGUAUAGAUACUCUCGCUCCUAUGGCAACCCAAGGGAGACCAGCGUCCCUAACAACAGGAAUCCCUCCAUGAGAGAUUACAACGCUCGCACGGAGCCUCUCCGAUGUCUUGCCAAAGAUAAUGGUGGAGCACCACAGCGGUGGUAUGUCGGCCGCGAUUACUCAGCACGGAUCAGGACCUUGGAGACUGAACGUCGUCCGAGCGGCUAUGCCUCCUUAGUUAACAGAUUCGGACUCUGGCUUCAUGGCGAGGGCGCGUUCAGUCGCAGCAAUUUGGGUUUUGUCUGGUCUGUUAUCAAUGACCCGGUAAUUGCCAAUAGACCGAGAGGCCCGAGGAACUUUGACGCCGAUGCUAAUUUUCGCCCUGCUCCUGGAGCGUUUGACGAGAACUGGCUACCUGGAGGAAGUGGCGUAGGUGACCUGAGAAACUCUGACGCCUAG
Molecule: messenger RNA, 3519 nt
Organism: Fusarium proliferatum ET1
Lineage: Eukaryota; Fungi; Ascomycota; Sordariomycetes; Hypocreales; Nectriaceae
Exons: 3
Coding region: 1-3519 (1172 amino acids)
Biological process (GO): chitin catabolic process; carbohydrate metabolic process
Cellular component (GO): extracellular region
Molecular function (GO): chitin binding; chitinase activity
Source: RefSeq, a predicted model, not a curated record